Messenger RNA from Contarinia nasturtii (swede midge), 10050 nucleotides. RefSeq lists its product as uncharacterized. The record is from RefSeq and is a predicted model, not a curated record. Gene Ontology annotation, molecular function: G protein-coupled receptor binding; guanyl-nucleotide exchange factor activity. The transcript has 25 exons. NCBI's taxonomy places the organism in Eukaryota, Metazoa, Arthropoda, Insecta, Diptera, Cecidomyiidae. Gene Ontology annotation, cellular component: cytoplasm. The coding region runs from base 1428 to 7799 and encodes 2123 amino acids. Gene Ontology annotation, biological process: G protein-coupled receptor signaling pathway.
UCAACAAACUUUUUUUUCGAGAAAAAAAGGAGAACAUUUCGUUAGUUCAUUCAUACAAGUCUAUACAAUAUUUUUAUUAAAAAAAUAAGAUACGAAGAGAAAAAGUGAAGAAAGAAAAAGGAAGAAGAAAAAAAAAAUCGCGAUUCGUUGCAAUUUAUUCGGUGUGAUGUAUCUGUUUCAUUUAUAUUUCUGUGAUCCAAAAAUGAUUUGAGAGUUGCGGUGUAAUCGGUGUGGUUUUUAUUAUUUUGUCUCGAUGAACAAUGUUCUAUUUCUCCGUGUUUAAAUUUUGAGACGAAACCGACACAGUGAGAGACAGAGAAAGAAAAACAAAAACAAAACGUUUGGCCGAGCACACCAACCCAAACGGCUCCUCAUUGAAACAAUAGAAAGUAAAUAGAAAACAAACAAUUCAGCGUGAAAUAGAGAUGAAAAAUAACGAAGAUGUGAAAAAUAACAACCAAGAAUUUCGACAAGAUAAAAAAUUAAAUAAAACAAUGAGCAUUUCGUGACGAAAACAUACACAAAUUAUAAAAAUUUGAACAUUUCUAUACAGAAAAUUGGUAUACGUCAAAAUACAAAAUCAAAGAGACUGAAAGUGCCUUGUUUUAUGCUUCAUUUUUUUUCUUUUCUUCUGCCAAUAAUUUCUUUACAUCAAUAAGCAACCAAUUACAAAAUUAUACCAAGUGAUCCAUGUGUGUAUAAAGAGUGCGAGUGCCAGAAUGUGCGAGUGUGAAUAGAUGGUACGUCAAAAUAUUUGGAAUUAUGGAACGGUAGGGACUAGAAGUCCUGAAUUAGUGAAUCAAUUUUUGUUUUAAAUUAAUUAGUUCGAAAUAUAUGCAGAGACUCUAUUCGAUCUAUAAAAUAAGUGUGCUUCGUAUUGUUUUUCCAUUUUUCGCUGGCGAUCGCGUAAAUAUUUUGCAAUGAACAUCAAAUUGAUGAAUUUGUGUAUUUUGCCAAAGCGUAAAAAAUGUUCCAAAUAUCAAAUAUGAAAUAAGUGUAAUUGAAACGUAUUCACAUUUGCACGAAUUAAAAAGAAGCAACGGAGUAGAAAGAAAAAAAAUUAUCACAAACUUCCAGAACCGAAUCUAUUCAUUCAAAUGAGAGAUUGUUCCAGAGAGACAACAUUAGUCAUAUAUAUAUAUACAAAACGUGAAAACCUUAAGUGCUGAAUAUAACAUAAAUGAAAACUACAUUACGGAUAGACUGAUAUCGUUUUGAAUGUUCAAAUAAAGAAUGUGAAAUUGUUUUACAGUAUUUAUCAUAUGAAGAACAAAGCAUAAAUAAAUCAAACGCAAACAAACAAAAAUUUAAAAUAAUAAAAAAAAAACUAAGAAGCACGAUCAAGAGAGAUAAAGCAGCAAUUGAUUGGAUAGGUAUUUUGUGUGCGAUCAGUGUAUGCACACACAAAACACGACUAUUAAGAAUUUAUGGAUAGCACGUCACAGCCGGGACUGCCGGAGAGAUCUCAAGGCGGCGGAACUUAUUUAAAUGGUGCUAGUCAUAGACGUCCACAAACACUAAUGUCGCCGGUAGGAGUUGAACGCAAUAAAAAUGAUAAAAUCGAAUUAACCAUAACCAUUCAAAAGGAUGCUUCUGGCUAUGGCAUGAAGGUAUCGGGUGAUAAACCUGUCUUUGUCGAAAGCGUCAAGACAGGAGGUGCGGCUCACAUGGCUGGUUUAAUGGAAGGUGAUAUGAUUGUCAAGGUGAACGGUGAAGAGGCCAAAACUUUGAAUCAUACAAAAGUCGUGCAUUUAAUUAAAGACAAAUCACCCGUUAUACUGACCGUGAGCCGUGUGCAAACGAAGAUGCAGCGAUCAUCAUCGAUAUCGGUUGGGACGCCAACGUCUUUAAAUCAGCGUGCCCCCAUCACAGCACCAUUGCCAGUUGAUUCAAGUACACGACGCGAAGUUGAAUUUACGCGAAUAAAUACACUUCGGCUGAUGAUGGACCAAGAGAAAAAGAAUUUGGAAAAUCUAAAAACAUCAAAUAAUGCGAAUCGUAACGAUAUCGCCCAAGCCGAAACGAACAUUUUGCGGUUACAGGAACAAUUACGUCAAAUGCACGGCGAGGAUCCAACGUUAUUGCAUUUCAAUCCAAUAACACCGUCAACACUGCUAAAUGUAACAGCGCCAAUAAUAAAUCCAUCAACCGUUCAAUCGUCCAUAACGCCAGCGUUCCUAUCGAGAUUUCCGCGUUCAUUGUCGUCACUGAGUUUGGGCGGCAAGAAAAAAUCCAUCGAUAAAGAAAUGGCCAAUUCAAGCCUAACCACACCAAAUACAAGUGGCAAUGCCGAUCAUUUGUUACAUUCACCCGUAUCGGCUGCAGCGGCCGCUGCUGGAUUGCAUCAUCAUUCGUCGCACAAUGCACUAUUGUCAGCGGUUAAAAAUAAAUUCACAUCCGAAUCGACGCCGGUUGAAUUACGGCCCGGUUUUGUUGAUAAAAAUCGAUCAAAAAAUCAGCAUCAACCGCCGCCAUUACCAUUAAGAAAUUUUCCGCGUCGUUCACAACCGGCUCCAAGUCCAGCCACCGCUGAUGGUAUCGAUGUCGGUGAUAAUUUGAUUGAUUUAACGACAUCACCAUCGUCGGCCGGUGUUAAGAAAAAAGGAAAAUCAACGUCGGCCGAUAUUGAUAAUAAGACCAAUAACAAUGACAAAGCCAGCAAAAGUUCAUCGAGCAGCAGCAAUAGUUCAUUGUCGGCAGCCACAUCGGCCGCAAAUAAAGUGAAAAAACGUAGCAAAGCCAAAAUCAAAGCAAAUUCCGAUCCAAAGAUUAGCGCUCAACUCUUUAUCCAAAUGGAACAACGUGAAUAUGACAAACAAGAUUUAAUUGCAGCGACUGGACAUUCGAUUGCAAAUGAACCGCCACCAUUGCCGCCACGUCAACCGGGCAUGCUCGAAGAAAAUCAAAAUUUUAUCAACAAUAAUAAAUGCGGUUCAAAUGCUGCACAGCAGCAGCGGCCACCAUCAAAUAGUCUUGAAACACGUAUGAAUUAUCCGUUAAUUGCAACGGCGACAGCCGUUCGUGACAACAUUUCACCAUUCCCACUAUCGAAUCGCCCAAAUAUACGGCAACGUUUGCAACAAUCAAACACGCAUCAACAUGCUCUUGGCUUGACACCACAUCAAAUUAAUCAGCUAAACAAUACGUCACCACAUCGUCGCGUUGUAUCAUCGCCAGAACAGCAUUUACAUUCCCGUGAUUCGGACACGUUUGAUGACGAAACGACGCCACCAGGUACUCCCCCGCCGCCAUAUAAAAACAAAACAAAAUCCACAAGCGACGCUAAACAACAUCCAAUGGUGCCGAAACGCAAUUAUUUCCAAUCAACACCGUGUUCAAAUGAUUCAGUACAAAAUAAUCCGAAUGCACACAAUUUGAGUGAACACGAUGAAUUUAUGUUGAAUGAAAGUAUAUUCAAUACAUCAACAUCAUCGGCCACAUCGUUCGGUGCAAAUGGUAGCAACAUAUCAGCGGCCCAAGCAAACAUUUUACAACGUCAAAUCAUUUCUAUGGAAGACGAUGAAUUGGUCGAUGAUCAAGAUUCAAUAAGCGAUGAUCAUGGACCAUUCAAAUCCUUGCAACAGUUGAUUGAACCAGAGAACUCACUAUAUUUGGCAGUGUUUUUAAAUUUUGUUCUAUCCAAUUCGAAUCCAUCGCAGUUAUUAUUCUAUUUAAUAACAGGUCUAUACAAAGAAGGCACCGUCAAAGAUAUGCGAAAAUGGGCAUAUGAAAUUCAUUCGACAUUUUUGGUGCCACGUGCCCCACUUAUGUGGGAAGGUGUUGAUGAAUCGUUGGCCCGCGAAGUGGACAAUGUACUACAAAAUGAACAUGAUAAAGGUGAAAUUUUGCGGAAAAUCUUUUACAAAGGUCGAGCACGUGCCAAAGAAUGUAUCGUUCAACAAUUGGCCGAAUUCCAAACGAAACGAACGGCCGGUUUGGGUACAAUGUUUGGACCAAGUGAUCAACAAUUGCAUGAAGCCAAAGGUGAUAAGGUGCGUGAACAGCGAAUUGUUGAAGAAACUCUAUUGCCAAAGUUGCAACAGCUCGUUGACGACCUGGAAAAAGAUGCAUCGAAUGAAUGUCCGAAAAAGAUGGCAUUAUCAUCGGCAUUGUCAACCGUAUUGCAUCGCACAUUUUUGAUAACGCGUUCAACACCGGGCGGACCAAUUGAACGUGUUCAUCAUUUUGUGAGCCGUGAAAAGAGUUUUAAGAGCCGUUUGAUUGGAAAAAAUCGUAAAAUUAUGGUGCGAGGUCAUCAUUUAGUCCUUAAACAGUAUUAUGAAGUGGCCCAUUGCAAUCAUUGUCAAAAUAUCAUUUGGGGUGUCAGUCCACAAGGUUAUCAUUGUACGAAUUGUGAAUUGAACAUUCAUCGAGCAUGCUCGCGUAUAUUGGAAGAAAGUUGCCCAGGUCCGGUACCAACGAAAAAUGAUAAAAUGAGCAAAUUUAUUGAAAAAAUACGACCAACACACUACUUUAAUCCCGCGGAACGAUCGAGACGUCAAGAGGAUGAAUGUGGUGAUGAUCUGCUGCAAGUUGAUCGUCCUUCACAAGCGUCAGUGGUACGUCAACCAUCUGAUCGUCGAUCGGAUCCAAAUAAUUCACUUAAUUCAACCGCACAAAGUAACCAUCCCACCACAAAUGAAUUCAAUACAUCGCAUUCCAUUGAUAACGAAACAAGCAUCCAUGAGGUUGACAACGAAAAUCGAGACAGCACAAAAUCAAAAUCAGCGCCCGUAUCAGUGAAUCGCUCUGAAUCGUAUAAAGAGCGACUAUCCCACAAGAGAAACCAUCGAAAUAAUCGCCGAAAGAUAUCCGAUCCGAGUCUAUCAUCGAAAUCCAAUGAGGAUCAACAUGUCGAUUUGGGCAUAAAUAAUACCAAUUUCACGGCAAGUUCGAGUUCUAGUCUCUCAUCCAGCCUCGGUAGUAAUAGCCCAUCAUUGGAAGCGGUUAGCACACCGAUUGGCCAUCAAGUGGCAUCGUGUGCGCCGCGUCAAUGGGUUGAUAGUGAAGACGAGGGUGGCGACCAAGAGGCCGACUGGAGCUCACACGUUAGCCCGGAUAUUUUACAAACACUUUCCGAUACGGAAAAACGACGACAGGAAAUUAUUAACGAAAUUUAUCAAACCGAACGAAAUCAUGUGCGGACACUUCGAUUGCUCGAGGGAAUAUUUAUGCGUCCGCUACAAGAUUCGUCAGCGCUGACAGUGGAACAUUUUAAUUUGCUGUUUCCGCCAUCGUUGCUUGUGCUCAAAGAUUUGCAUCGAAAUUUUAAACAGCAGCUGGAACAACGACGAGGUGAUCAAGAGCCAUUGGUUGAAGAAAUUGGUGAUUUGCUAUUAUCAAUGUUUGAUGGUAAUGCCGGUGAUCAAUUGCGUGAGCAUGCGGCUUCAUUUUGUGCACGACAAAAAAUCGCUCUUGAAGCGCUUAAAGAGAAGCGCCGCAAGGAUGCAAAACUUCAACAAUUGUUGACCGAAGCUGAAUCGCAUAAAGCUUGUAGACGUUUACAAUUGAAAGAUCUAUUGCCAACUGUAUUGCAACGACUUACAAAAUAUCCAUUGUUAUUUGAAAGUUUGGCCAAAAUAUCGAUUAAAGUUGCACCGGACAAUGAAAAGGAAACACAGGCCAUACAACGUGCACGCGAAUUAUCGAGACGCAUUUUGGAUCAUGUUAAUCAAGCGGUGCGAGAAGCUGAAGACACACAUACAUUGCAAACGAUUCAAAAACGCUUGGACAAAUCACUCUACGAAAAGGAACCAAAUAACGAAUUUAAACAUUUGGACCUAACACAACAUAAACUAAUCUACGAAGGUACUCUUACUCAUAAGAAGCAGCCACAAGAGCAGCUGCACGGUCUUCUAUUUGAAACGAUGGUCGUUUUAUUGCACAAAAAGGACGAUAAAUACAUACUCAAACACUUGGUGAGCCCUGGUUCAACGGGUGGCGAGAGUAAAAAUGAGAUUCGUUUCAAUCCAAUAACAAAAAUCAACUUGAUUCUAGUUCGUCAAUCGGCUGUGGAAAAGAAUUCCUUUUAUUUAAUCAAUACGAAUGUAACGCAAAUGUUAGAGUUAACCGCUCCCAGCGCUUUAGAGUGCAAAACGUGGUUUAAUCACAUAUCAGCCGCUGCCGAGGCGUAUAAACAACGAACAAAGAGUAAUCAUGACAUAACACCAGUCGAAGAUCCAUCCAGUGUUACGAUACCAUCUAGUGCAACGACAAAAGAAACAGCCGCUGAUCAUGAAUUUGUCACGAGUGGCACAACUAGUGGAUUAACUGCAUCUAAUUCAAUUGCAACUGCCGAUACCGCACACAAUCAAUCUCUGGACGGACAAAAAGACACCGCUCGACAUAACACGAGCAACGAUGGUGAAGCAUUCGACCGUGAACAUGAUUAUAUUAAUAUAAAUGGAAGUGGUGCCAGAGCAACAGCCAAAUCUGAAGAGGAUGUGUGCGACAAAGCCAAUCGGAAAUCUGAAUUGUUUUCCAAUAAUUCAAAUAAUACGAGGACAUUAACACAGCAAUCAUCGUUAGUGGCACCGAGUGAGGUUCAUAUUAGCAUUAGUCCAGCACUUACGGCUGAGCCUGUUCUAACACCAAAUGAACGACUGAGACGCCUGGAUGAAUCGAUAAGACUCACUUUGUCCGAAAAGCAAAAAAUCGUUUGUGAUAUAUUUAGAGUACCGAAUGAGCAUUUUUCAGCGAUUGCAGAUAUAGCUGGUCAACCAGAGGCUCCUAAGGAGCCAUCGGAUUUAUUAUUGGCUGCAUUUGCUCAAGUUCAAUCGCUAACCGAAGCAUUGAAUGAGUAUAUAAAAAUUCCACAAAUUCAACCGACUGAGAUGCUGGUGAAUUCAACGUCUCUGUGUGAUGAUUGUUUCAAAAAUGCGGAAAAACAAUGUGAAGAGCAGCAAACAAAAACAGUAUCGGUACCGUUAGCUCCAAUGCCACCGUUGCCUCAAUCGCAAAACAAUAGCACAAGCUGCAGUAAUAAUAGUCAAUCGGCAUCAACUGUGAUUAAUAAUAAAUUAACCGAAAGUACGACGUCAAUUGAUGCGGUAAGCAUUUUGCCCGAUGACGAUGGCUAUUGUGAAAUUGAUGAAAUCCGAUUACCGGCAAUCACAAAAUCACCAUCGAUCAAAAUCAAUGACCCGCGGCGACAAUCGGCGGCUGCUCCACUCCCACCGGAAGCAAUCGAUGAAACAACCAGCAACAAAAAAACGGACUCGUUGAAUGAUACACAAGCACCACCACCACCGCCUCCACCAAAUAAAACAUCAGCAAAUGGCAGCGGUACGAAAUCAAAGCAUAACAAUCAAGAUACAACGAUAAAUGAACAAAUAUCGAAUGCAUCAAGUAAUUCAGCAUCCACUACAACCAACACCAAUACAAUUGUAUUAAAUAAGGCCAGCGGUUCAGAUACGGAGCAUAUCGAAGUAAAUUAUGCAUACGAUUCGUUGACACAACCAUUGGCCGAACUGAAUUUGAACAGUGAAGCGCAGGCAAAAUUAAAUAAUGGUGCCAAUGCCAUCAUCAGUAGCAGCAAAAUAUUAAAAACGACGACAUGCGACAGUUUUUGUUUGCCACCCGAAACCAAUAUUGUUGGCUUACAACAUUCUGUACCAUCGAUACCCUGCCAUCUCAUAUCAGCCUAUGUGGCAUCACUAAAUUUACACAUUUCACAAUUAUUGCCGAAAUUGAAUGAACGUGAUAUCGAACGUGAAAAAUUACGAAAAGAGAAUCAAUUGUUGCGUGAUCGACUGAAUUCAAUGCAUGAACGGGAGCAAUCCACGCAAUCGGAAAACUAAGAACAGUUUGCCUGAUUUUGGAUUUUUUUUUUUUUUGAAAUUGGCAAUGGCAUUAAAAGAUAAAUAACAACUAGCGACUUAACGAGAAAUUGAAGAAAAAAAAAGAAGAAAUUUAUCCAAAAAAACGCAGAUAGAUAGAGAUAAUUGUGAAAAAAAGAGGAAUUGUUGCCUAAGUUUACAGUUUACAUAAUCAUUUUUUGAGAGAAUCAAAUCGAAAUGACCAAUUUUUUUAGUCUAGCUGUCAUAAUUUGUGUGUAAAGUGUUUUAACUUUGCCAUGCCGGCCUUUUUUUGUAAAAUGUAUUUGUAAUUUAAAAAAAAAGAAGAAGAAGAAAAGAACAAGAUUUGAGCUACUAUAUUGUGCCACCAAAUUGAGAUCUAGAAAUAAAACAGAGAGUUCGUCUGUACGAUUUUUUGAUUGUUGUCAAAUCUCGCUCAUUCUCUCAUUAUCUCGCCCUCUCGGACAGCAAUUUAUUUUUGAAGAGAAUAUAAUUUUACAUGUUUUCUUUAUUGAAUUGAUGAUUGUUCAUUUGUUUGCGGUAUUCAUUUAUACAUUUCACAUAAUAUAAUUGUUAAGAUUUUACGAUGCACACACACACGUGUGCGAGAAAAUUGUACGAUUUUCAGUAAUCGUUCGGUUUUAGCAGGUUCGCUAUAGAAUUUUUUCUCUGUCAAUUGCAUUGAUCGCGAGUUAGGUUGUAAUUUUUUCUUUUGCUUGCACUUGUUGUGUUGAGAACAAAAUAAUGGCAAUCGCAAAUGCGAUUCGUUUCUUUUGAAUGACGUUAAUUUACAAACGGCAAAAACACAAAGUGAAAUACAACUUAUGAACUCUUGAAAACAGAAGAGGAAAAAAAACAAGUAAAAUUACAUCCAAAUCAAAGUGAGAGAAAUUAACGUGUAUAUAAUCAGCAAUGCAUAUAAUCGUACUAUAUAACCACAAUUCAUAAUAGAAGACAUAUGAUACACAUAUACUGUAUUUUCAUUUAAAUCUUUAUGCUAUUUUUGUUUUCCUUCAAUUUUUUUUUUUCAUUCGACAUCGAAUGAAUAGUAAUGUGUAAAUUAAAAGUUUUGUUAAUUACGACACCCUCCCCACUCUCCUUUCAAUUGAACGAUAAAGAAAUAAAUGGAAAAAAAGAUAGCGAGAACAACUAGUUUCGAACAUGUAUACUUGAAUAACGUACACUUUGAAAUAGACGUAAAUGAUAUGUUAGACGAGAAGUUUAUGAAAACCAAUACACAUAGAUAAUAUAACUUGGCAAACGAUAAAAAAAGAAACAAUUUUUGUUUUUGCUUUUGUAAGACAACAGCCAAACAAGAGCAAUUUUAGUUUAAACGAUUGAAUGAAAUUAUGGUUUUUCUUUGUUUAUUGAUUUUGAAAGAAGAAUAGAAUAAGAAAUGAGGAAACAAAUGCAUAAUCAAGAGGAAACACAUAAGUAGCAGUUUAAAAACCGGUAUAGCAAAAUAGAUAACGCCUUUGCUUUCUUCCAUUGUGUUUAAAUGAUUUGUUUUUCUUGGCGUUUUGCAUUUGAAGGUUUCGUAUUUAAGGGUAACAAAUAAUUUAUGGUUUUGGGGCGAAUCAAAAAUCUUAGGAAUAACUGUUACUAAUAAACCUAUUACUUUUCUAGUAGUGUGAAGCGAGUAGAAGUAGCAAAUAACCAACUGAAAAUGAAUCUUAUUGAAUUGCCUUUUCAUUAUUAAUGAGUGUACUGAUCCCAUUUAUGCAUAUAACUCAUUGAAAACUUUUCGUCUCAGAAUAUGUAUGAAAAACAUUUCAUAUUUUGUAAUAUGAAGAGUGUAUUGCGUAUGGAAGAAUACUUCAAUUAAAACUAUGUAUUCACGGUAUACAUAUGAAUGAAAACAAAAGAGCAUACAAAAAAAAAAUCAUGUUGCUCUUUUAUUCGGGAUUUGAGCUCACUUUAAUCCUCACCCGUUCAUAUGAUGGAUAUAAUGGGAUCAAUUUCAUAAUCACAGAUUAUAAGGGGAUAUGUUUUUCCUUUCAAAAUCACACAGAACGAAAAAUUUUCUGAGUUAUUCUACUCCCAAUCUAAUAAAGAUCGAAAAAAAUGAGCGAAAUUCUGAAUCAAUUAACACAAACCAGAUGCUUGAAGAUCAAAAAAUUUCAUUCAUUUUAAUGCUAAGCUAUAGGAAAAAGUGUAUUGUGUAAUCAUAAAAUAGGGUGGACGGAAUCUUUCGAUUCAUUCGAGUAUAGGUAAUUCUUAAAUCGCCAAGUGAGAGAAAAUGUGGAAAAUCAAU